CUCGGGCGCAGCCGCCCGCACAGCCUCAACAGCACGAGGUGAGGGAGGAGCUCAAGGGAUCGGCGGUCUGCUGCGCGCCAAUGGCGAUGCCGAGGGCGCCGGGCGCGGGGUCGCUCCGGUUUCUCGGCCUCCUGAAGCAGCCGGAGUCGGGCCCUGACGCACCGCCGUUCGAGCUCGACGAGCGCGACGUCGUGUGGCCGUCUGGCGGCGGCCAGGACGGGUGGGCUGCCCCGCCGGUGCCCGACGCGCAGCCGCCGCCGCCCCGCGCGAGGCGUCGCGCGCACACGGUGCCGCAGAGCUUCGGGCUGUCGUCCCUCCUUGCCGAGGGCGGCGGCGGCGGCGGCAACCAGCGGGCGGGUGUGGCCGUUCCCGUGAGGGCGGUGGCGCCGGGAGCAGGCGCCGCCGCGCCGAGGCAGUCGGCGCCGGUGAGGGUGCCGGUGUGGCCGGGGAAGGCGGGGGCGUCGCGCCGCUCGGAGGACGGGCGGGGCGGCGGCAGGAAGGCCGCGGACGAGUCGGACGACGAGGAGGGGGAGGAGAUGGUGCCGCCGCACGUGGUGGCGGCGCGGCGCCACGCGCGGUCGUCGUCGGUGCUGGAGGGCGCCGGGCGGACGCUCAAGGGGCGCGACCUCCGCCGCGUCCGCAACGCCGUGCUCCGGCAGACCGGGUUCCUGGACCUCUGAACAAGCCAAACCAUCAGCAGCAAGCAGAUCUCUUCAGCUCCUGCCAUUUCAGGCCCGCCUCCUCUAGUUUGCACACCUGAAUUGAAUUCAAUACAUUCAAUCUGAUUGGUUUGAGAACCCCGCCUCUUGUUCUGCACAACGCCUCAAAAUUUCACCUGAAUUCAGCACAUUCACCAGGAUGUUGACUGCAUAUCAAAUGGCCUAGCUAGAUCUUCGCAACCAUGAGAACAGCAACAAGAAGCAUCAUCAUCAUCAUCAUCAUCAUCAUCAUCUCAAAACUCGUUUUUUUUCUAAGCACAAGUGCACAACCGUCGCGAUCACAAUCGAUGCUCCUGAUUGCCAGCAUGUCCAUUAACCGCUGUUGGAUGCUGUAGUCUAUGACCAAGUUGGGAUCGUCUGGCCCUAAAGAAAGCCGUGAUUUUGACACGGGCAAUAUAAAUACGAAGCAUCAACCAUCCUAGAAAACUAGAAUAUAGCAGCAUCUGCAGAGCUGGGUGGUUGUUUCACACCAGCAUGAUGCAACGUAGAUUGUACCCACUCGCCCAAUCGGCCAUUGUUUUUGGCCCUGAACAUGGGCGUAACAUGGAAGCCAAUAGGCUCGUCAGGUAUUCCAAUCAUUCUUCUAUUGCAUUCCUCAUUUCCUCUUCUUCCUCCUCUGCUCGGCCGGCGGCUCAUCAGCUUGUGGUGGUGGGGUUGGUGGCGCACGUACAGCGAGCCUCCAUUAUUCUACUCGUCGCCAGUGGCGGCGUGACGGCUGGGCCUGGGCGCCUUCAGAAAUCGGCGAUCCCAAGUUCAGAUCCCUAUGCCGUGAUUGUCCUCUUGUCUUCCACAGGCUCCAGAUUCAGGGUAUGCAAUUCUUUUUUUCUUUUCUUUUCAUGUUCUUGUGUGUCAGUGUGUGCCAUCGUGUGCGCCAGCCGUCCUUUUUGCCUCUCGUCGUUUGGUCCAGUCCGGGCUGUCCCUGUCAUGGCUCGUGGACUCGUGAGUGGGACGGAUGGGUUAAUCUGCCUGUCGUGUUCCUCUUGGAUCACUGAUGAUUGGGGGGUUACCAUUUUACCA
Molecule: messenger RNA, 1736 nt
Organism: Setaria italica (foxtail millet)
Lineage: Eukaryota; Viridiplantae; Streptophyta; Magnoliopsida; Poales; Poaceae
Exons: 1
Coding region: 81-680 (199 amino acids)
Source: RefSeq, a predicted model, not a curated record